Molecule: messenger RNA, 444 nt
Organism: Sycon ciliatum
Lineage: Eukaryota; Metazoa; Porifera; Calcarea; Leucosolenida; Sycettidae
Product: aspartate and serine-rich protein-like
Exons: 1
Coding region: 1-444 (147 amino acids)
Source: RefSeq, a predicted model, not a curated record
AUGGGACCAAUAAUUCUGCUCAGGAUUUCAGCCAAGGACACACUGAGUGCUAGUAAGGACACACUGAGUGCUAGUAAGGACACACUGAGUGCUAGUAAGGACACACUGAGUGAUAGUAAGGACACACCGAGUGAUAGUAAGGACACACUGAGUGAUAGUAAGGACACACUGAGUGAUAGUAAGGACACACCGAGUGAUAGUAAGGACACACUGAGUGAUAGUAAGGACACACUGAGUGAUAGUAAGGACACACUGAGUGAUAGUAAGGACACACCGAGUGAUAGUAAGGACACACUGAGUGAUAGUAAGGACGCACUGAGUGAUAGUAAGGACACACUGAGUGAUAGUAAGGACACACCGAGUGAUAGUAAGGACACACUGAGUGAUAGUAAGGACACACUGAAUGAUAGUAACAGAUCAAACAGCCAAGGACACACUGAAUGA